CGGGCCCCGCCGCCGCGAUGCGCGCCGUCCUGCCGCUGCUCUGCGCCGCGUUCUGGCUGCUGCGCGCGCCCGCGCUGUCGCUGCGCCGCUCAGAGAAGUUUCACUUCGAGUCAUGGAUGGUACAGCACAAGAAGACCUACAGCUCUGGGGAGUACAACCACCGGCUGCAGACGUUCGUCAGCAACUGGAGGAAGAUAAACGCCCACAACAGCAGGAACCGCACAUUCGAAAUGGCGCUGAACCAAUUUUCAGAUAUGAGCUUUGCUGAAUUUAAACGCAAGUAUCUUUGGUCAGAGCCUCAGAACUGCUCAGCCACCAAAAGCAACUACCUUCGGGGCACUGGUCCCUACCCGCCUUCCGUGGACUGGCGGAAAAAAGGAAAUUUCGUGUCACCAGUGAAAAAUCAGGGCGGCUGCGGCAGCUGCUGGACUUUCUCCACCACGGGGGCCCUGGAGUCGGCCGUUGCCAUCGCGAGUGGGAAGAUGCUCUCUUUGGCAGAGCAGCAGCUGGUGGACUGCGCCAAGGACUUCAACAACCACGGCUGCCAGGGGGGCCUCCCCAGCCAGGCCUUCGAGUACAUCCUGUACAACAAGGGCAUCAUGGGGGAGGACGCCUACCCCUACCAGGGCAAGGACGGGACCUGCAAGUUCCAGCCGGAAAAGGCCAUCGCGUUCGUCAAGGACGUAGCCAACAUCACCAUCUACGACGAGGAGGCGAUGGUGGAGGCCGUGGCCCUGUACAACCCCGUGAGCUUUGCUUUCGAGGUCACCGACGACUUCCUGCUGUACAGACGGGGCGUCUACUCCAGCACUUCCUGCCAUAAAACUCCGGACAAGGUGAACCACGCGGUGCUGGCUGUCGGGUACGGAGAGGAGAGGGGGACACCUUACUGGAUCGUGAAGAACUCCUGGGGUCCCCAGUGGGGCAUGAACGGGUACUUCCUCAUCGAGCGCGGGAAGAACAUGUGCGGUCUGGCCGCCUGCGCGUCCUACCCCAUCCCGCUGGUGUGAGCCGCGGCGGCCGCGACCGGCUGGCGGAGAAGGAGCGGGACGGGCAGCCGGGGCCCGCGGUGGAAACCCUGCUCGGGGGAGCUGUGGGGAGACCCCCGGGGCCCCUCCGUUUCCACCCUCACCCUAAGCGGAGCCGGGAACCUGAAGAAGAGGAAGAAGGUUCGAGCUCACCCUCGUCUUCGGACGCGAAGACGGUCACCAGCCCUGUGCCUUACGCGCGGUUUGUAACCGGCUCAAACCACGUGGGCCAAGUCCUUCCUCCCAGAGGGGCUCACGUGUCGAGGAAAUCCUCGACGAUCCUACCGUGUUCUUUGUUCAAUAAACACGCGGCGAGCACC
Molecule: messenger RNA, 1348 nt
Organism: Propithecus coquereli (Coquerel's sifaka)
Lineage: Eukaryota; Metazoa; Chordata; Mammalia; Primates; Indriidae
Gene: CTSH
Product: cathepsin H
Exons: 12
Coding region: 18-1010 (330 amino acids)
Biological process (GO): immune response
Cellular component (GO): lysosome
Molecular function (GO): cysteine-type endopeptidase activity
Source: RefSeq, a predicted model, not a curated record